AUGUCUACCGCCCUUCCAUGCAACCGCUCCAAAACCGUCAUCGUCACAGGCGGCGCAGGUGGCAUUGGCGCGCAGACCAUCCGCACCUUCCACGCGCAGGGCUGCAACGUAGUGAUAGCCGAUCUGCCCUUCACCAGAAGCUCAGCCAGGUCCCUCAUAGACUCCCUACCAGAUGCAGGGCGCACGCUGUUCCACGAGACAGACGUCACGGACUGGGCAGCCAUGCGGGGAUUAUUCCGAGCUGUGAGGGAGAAAUUCCAUCGCGUUGACGUGGUGGUCGCGAAUGCAGGGAUGAUGGAGAGUCAGGGGUUCUUUGAUUUUGAGGAGGAUGGGAAUGGGGAGUUGGAAGAGCAGAAGGGGGCGUGGGAGGUGGUUGGUGUUAAUUUGAAGGGGGCGAUGAAUACGCUUAGGCUAGCCAUGCACGCCAUGAGCUCAAACACACCCGAUUCCGAUGGCUCACGCGGAUCGGUGGUGUUGAUUGCGUCGACAUCUGGGUACUUUGGCGGCACGGGUGUAGUGUCGUAUAUCUCGUCCAAGCACGGUGUUGUCGGCCUGGCACGAGCAGCGCAGCGGAAGGCAAACGAGCUCGGUGUGAGGGUCAACGUCGUGGCGCCAUUCUUCACUCCAACUUACAUCACUACCGGCUACUCGGAACAGUGGAAGGAAAGGGGGCUGCCAGCCAACACGGUCGAGGACGUCGCUGAUGCUAUUGUGGCAACGAGUAUGGAUCCUCUGAGGAAAGGUCAUAGUGUGAUGGUAGCGGGAAGCGUGGUGAGGGAGAUUGAGACAGCGAGGAUUGCGUUGACGAAAGAAUGGCUGGGUGAAGAGAUUGCAGAAAUCAUGGUGCAAGGAGGUAAGUUUUUUGAUGACAUGGGUGGUUAUACACUGCCGAAAGCCCGUCCCUAG
Molecule: messenger RNA, 906 nt
Organism: Ascochyta rabiei
Lineage: Eukaryota; Fungi; Ascomycota; Dothideomycetes; Pleosporales; Didymellaceae
Exons: 3
Coding region: 1-906 (301 amino acids)
Source: RefSeq, a predicted model, not a curated record